AUGGACAGACUUAAAAUAUUAGAAGAGGAACAAGAUGUGCUCAAUUCAUCACUAAUUUCAUUAACUACACAUUUUGCUCAGGUUCAAUUUCGUCUUCGCCAAAUAGUUGAUGCUCCCAGUGAUCAAAAAGAGAAUUUACUAAAAGAAUUAGAAGAAUUUGCAUUUCGAGGAAUCCCAGAUGUUUCAAGCAUUUUACUAUGUAAAUCUGAAGCUAACACAGCUCUUGUACCAUCAACAGAUAGUUCAUUACAUAUAAGUAAUGAUGAGUGUACUGACAUUGAAUUGGAAUCUAAAAUUGCACAGCGAAAACUUAAACAAAAAGAGUUGAUAGAACAAUUAAAAACCCAAUUAGAAGAUUUAGAGCGAUAUGCUUAUGAAACGGAUGGUCAAGAUCUACCGCAAAGCGUUAUAUUAGAACGGCAAAAUUUGUUGAUAAAUCAUCUUAAAGAAAAACUUAAUUUUGAAGUUGAUGAUUUAUGUAAGUUAUCUGUCGAUGAUUUGAGAUGGCAAGUUGAUCAUGCAAUAAAUGAGAUCGUCAAUCCGUUGAAAAUGAAGGAACAGUUAGUAAAUCAAUUGAAAACUCAAGUGUCAGAUUUAGAACGGUUCAUUCAUUAUCUACAGGGAGAAGUUAGCACAGAAGCAUACGCUUGCACUUGUACAUGUCCAGUUCAUACAAAUAGCGCAAAAUUAUCUGCUAAAAAAUCUAGAAAACCAUUCCCUCAAGAACAUACAAAUGAUGGCAAUCAUACAAAAACACUUAAUACUGUGAGAAAAGUUAUAACACUAUUACAUCUUUACCUAAUGUCACAAUUGGGUUGUGGCAGAGACAGAGUUCGACGUAAUAUUGAUAAAAACUCCGAUAUUCCCGUAUGGCGAGAUAUGAGAGCUCGAUUGGAUACAGCCAUAGAAGAUGUAUUACAAAAUGUUGCAGCAAUGGAACGUCAUUUUGAAGACGAAGAUUACAAUAGUCACACUUCUGAUUUAGAUUUAUCUAAAGCACAGUUCAAUGCGCGAAUUACAGCAUCAGUGAGAAAACAUUUAGCCAUUUGUAUAAGAGAUUUGAUUCAACAUGGAUUGACCUCUGAUGUUCGUGCUAGUAACAGUGUUGUACCUUUCGUUGGCUGUUUCCCACAGAAAAAAUCAGUAUCUCAUAAUUUCAUGCAUGCAUGGGAAUUAAUAAUAAAGUAUUAUGAAAUAAAAAAUGGUCAUAUUUACAACUCUAGUCCAGCUCAAAAAUUGUCUCAAAGCUUUAACUUAGAUCUUGUCAAUAGAAGGAGUAUUUCUCCAAAACAGAUUCUAUUAAUUACUAUUGGAAAUAUAAUUGCUACGCAUACACCUUACAAAAGAAGUCAUAACUCGCAUUUUAAAGCAUUUAUUUGUGCAGCCUUAAACACCAACAAAUUGGUUAUAUGGUUAAGGUACAUACUACAGUGUCAAUAUUUAUUGGAAAAUUAUUAUACAUCAUGGAGUUAUGUUGUGAAAACUGGAUUUCAAGAUGCCUUUCACACUCUUGAUCGGUUAUCAUCCGUUCGUUUUGAUCUUCCAGUUGACUUAGCCGUACAACAAUUUCAGAAUAUAAAAGAUGCUUUUUAA
This is a messenger RNA of Cotesia congregata, 1593 nucleotides long. The record is from the annotation of a GenBank genome assembly. Lineage: Eukaryota; Metazoa; Arthropoda; Insecta; Hymenoptera; Braconidae.